Messenger RNA from Aspergillus vadensis CBS 113365, 1390 nucleotides. RefSeq names its product thymidylate synthase. The record is from RefSeq and is a predicted model, not a curated record. NCBI's taxonomy places the organism in Eukaryota, Fungi, Ascomycota, Eurotiomycetes, Eurotiales, Aspergillaceae. Gene Ontology annotation, biological process: dTMP biosynthetic process. Gene Ontology annotation, cellular component: mitochondrion; cytosol. Gene Ontology annotation, molecular function: thymidylate synthase activity. The transcript has a single exon. The coding region runs from base 136 to 1197 and encodes 353 amino acids.
CGCGUCAAUCCAUCAUUUACUCCUCCAUCCCACUUCACCCCAGACACAUUCUACACAUCACUUAUACCCCAUACCAAGAUACCACAACACACAAAACACAAAACAUUAAGAAGCCACCAUAGGGAACUAUACAAAAUGGCGCCCUCAGCCGAAACCCUCCCCACACAGGAGUCAACUCCCCAACCCACCACCACCACCACUACCACUCCCCAGCCUAUUCCCCACGACCCAACCCACGAAGAACACCAAUACCUGAACCUAAUCCGCCGCAUCCUCGCAGAAGGCGAGCACCGCCCGGACCGCACCGGCACCGGCACACGCUCAAUCUUCGCCCCUCCACAGAUGCGCUUCUCUCUCUCCAAACCCUCCACCACCUCAGAAGAAGAACCAUACACCCCGAUCCUCCCCCUCCUGACCACCAAACGGGUCUUCCUGCGCGCCGUCCUCGCCGAACUCCUCUGGUUCAUCUCCGGCACAACCUCCUCCGUGCCCCUCAGCGAAGCGGGGAUCAAGAUCUGGGACGGCAACGGCUCGCGCGAAUACCUGGACAAAGUAGGUCUCUCGCACCGGGAAGUGGGCGACUUGGGUCCCGUGUACGGCUUCCAAUGGAGACAUUUCGGGGCGGAAUACGUCGACGCCAAGACAGAUUAUACCGGUCAGGGUGUGGAUCAGUUAGCGGAGGUGGUGAAGAAGUUGAAGGAGAAUCCGUUCGAUCGGAGGAUUAUCAUGUCGGCGUGGAAUCCGAAGGAUAUGAGGAUUAUGGCUCUGCCGCCUUGUCAUAUGUUUGCGCAGUUUUAUGUUAGGUUUCCGGAUGCGAAGAGGGAUGAAACCGGGGUGGUUAGGGAUGGGGAGUGGGGGAAGGGCCAUUUGGAUUGUUUGUUGUAUCAGAGGAGUGCGGAUAUGGGACUUGGUGUGCCGUUUAAUAUUGCUUCUUAUGCGUUGUUGACGCAUUUGUUGGCUCAUGCGGUUGAUAUGGUUCCCGGGACAUUGGUGCAUACCUUGGGUGAUGCUCAUGUUUAUUUGGAUCAUGUGGAGGCGUUGAAGGAGCAGAUUGAGCGUGAGCCGGUGGCGUUUCCGGAGGUGAGGAUUAAGAGGGGGGAUAGGGGUAGUGGGGUUGUGGAUGGGUGGAAGGAGGAGGAAUUUGAGGUCAUUGGGUAUAAGCCGCAUAAGGCGAUCAAGAUGAAGAUGAGCGUUUAGCUGAUACUAUACUACAGCGUAUAUAGAGUUAAGAAGACAGUGAUAGAUGAAUAUGUUUAAAUAGCAAGCAAAGCAAACAAGGGUAUAUACUCUACAUUUCCCCCUCUACACCACCAUAUCCCUCCGGGGGAAUUCCUAUAAAAUAACCCCCGCCCCCCUCAACAACACAACCGUAUCCCCAGACUUCACCUUC